This is a messenger RNA of Cyphellophora attinorum, 873 nucleotides long. Its product is annotated as Transcriptional activator HAP5. Gene Ontology annotation, biological process: regulation of DNA-templated transcription. NCBI's taxonomy places the organism in Eukaryota, Fungi, Ascomycota, Eurotiomycetes, Chaetothyriales, Cyphellophoraceae. The transcript is spliced from 3 exons. The record is from RefSeq and is a predicted model, not a curated record. Gene Ontology annotation, molecular function: DNA binding; protein heterodimerization activity; DNA-binding transcription activator activity, RNA polymerase II-specific. The coding region runs from base 1 to 873 and encodes 290 amino acids. Gene Ontology annotation, cellular component: nucleus; CCAAT-binding factor complex.
AUGGACCAGCAGCAGAGUGGUCAGCAGGGCGCUCGACAGCAACCGCUAUACGAUAUAAGUAAUGGUGGCCAUUAUGGCGCCAGCGCCGCGCUCUCGGCACAAGGUUACAUUCCCCAUACAGAACUAUACUCAGGAUUAUGGUCAAAUAUCAACCAAGGCCUCACUGGCGCCGCCCGGGACAUCCUCGCAACCUACUGGCAACAAACCAUCAACCACCUCGAAACUGACACCCACGACUUCAAAAUCCACCAACUCCCCCUCGCCCGCAUCAAGAAGGUCAUGAAAGCCGACCCAGAGGUCAAGAUGAUCUCCGCCGAAGCCCCGAUCCUCUUCGCCAAAGGCUGCGACAUCUUCAUCACCGAACUCACCAUGCGCGCCUGGAUCCACGCCGAGGACAACAAGCGGCGGACCCUGCAGCGCUCCGACAUCGCCGCCGCGCUCGCCAAAUCCGACAUGUUUGACUUUCUUAUUGACAUCGUCCCUCGUGAGGAACCAGCGGGUGGUGCCAAGCGGCCGACGACCAGCGGCGGCGGGACUCAGCAAAGUCAGCCUCAAGCGACACAGCAACCGACGCAGCAGCAGCAGCAACAGCCGCAGAUGAGCGCUCAGGAUUACGGUAUGCAGCACGGUGGUAUGGCGCCUCCCGAUCAGCAGUACGCCCGGCAGAACAUGUAUGCUGGUGCGCAGAUGGGCUCUGAUGGCCAGCACGACCCCAACCAGUACGGUCAACCCGCACAGAUGUUUGCAGGCCAGGACAUGUACAAUCCGUAUACUCAAGGAGGAUUUCCGGGAAGUCAGCAGAUGUACCUAGCCGGUCAGAGGCCUCCUUCACAAGGCUACGCUGGUCGUCCCGGUACCGCUGGCAACGAGUAG